Messenger RNA from Ostertagia ostertagi, 1386 nucleotides. The record is from the annotation of a GenBank genome assembly. NCBI's taxonomy places the organism in Eukaryota, Metazoa, Nematoda, Chromadorea, Rhabditida, Trichostrongylidae.
AUGUUGUUCCAGUUUUUACUAGUCAACCAUCAGAACCAUUUGUCUUUAAGUGCCGAUGGUAAUUACGAGGUGUCGUUCAUGUGUAAUGUUGUCAUAAACUAUCAUGGUGACAUGCUCUGGGUACCGCCUGCAAUUUACAAAAGCUCAUGCAUCAUCGGUCUGUCCUAUUUGAUCAUUAUUUAUUUACCUUUUUGUUUGUUUAUUCAUCUACUCACGGGAAAUCAUGUGUCUAGCCAUUCACAACAUGUAGAGUUCUUCCCGUUCGAUGAACAGGUGUGCACGUUGGUGUUUGGCUCGUGGACUUACAUGGCGGCACUGCUGCAGUACAAUGAGAACGAGAUCAAACUUGAGUUCGAGCAAGCCGAAUGGGUGGAUUUGUCCGAGUACGCACCUUCCUCUAUUUGGGAUGUGAUGGAUGCUCCUGCUUCAUUGGUGAAUAAGAGGAGUCGAAUCGAGUUUCAAGUGAGAAUCAGAAGGAAAACGUUGUUCUACACCACUGUUCUGAUUAUUCCUACAGUAUUAAUGACGUUUCUAAGUAUGACAGUGUUUUUCCUUCCAACUGACUCAGGUGAGAAAAUGACCUUAACAACUUACGUAUUACUUUCAAUCGUCGUCUUUCUGCUGCUCGUAUCCAAAAUCCUUCCACCUACGUCAAGUACUAUUCCGCUGAUGGCAAAAUACCUUCUGCUCACGUUUGUGCUCAACGUGAUCACGAUUUUGGUUACGGUAAUUAUUAUCAAUGUGUAUUUCCGUAGUCCAACAACUCAUCGAAUGCCAUCAUGGGUACGCACCCUUUUCUUGGAGUGGAUGCCGUUCAUGAUGUGCAUGCGACGACCAAAAUCUGCUUUCCGAAAGUUAUUGGCGCAACCUCGUCCGAAAAAGGAGGUGGCCCAGCUGCCCGGAAUAGGACAAUUCACAUUCAAAAUGGCGAAGCACCACCCAUUCUGUCCGAGCGCUGACAGCAGGUUCUCAGAUACCAAAGGUUAUCGAGGUUUAACCGUGUCUUAUUUAACAGCAACUUUCAGGACUGCCUCAGCGAAAGUGGUCACUGAUUCUACUGAAAUUCCUCAAGACCCGACAACUGCGCCCUAUCACCCGUUGUCGCCAGAUGCCCUCUCUGCGAUAGAUGCUAUCGAAUACAUCACAGAUCACCUCAAACAAGAUGAGGAACACAAACGGUAUCGCGAUGAUUGGAAAUACGUCGCCAUGAUCAUUGAUCGGCUACUGUUGUACGUCUUCUUUGGUAUUACUGUGGGAGGCACAUGUGGAAUAUUGUUUAGCGCACCGGAGUCAACCAGCGGGAAGUUCUUCAGAAGCUCAUUGAUUUGUACAAGGCAGGAGAUAGCAAGUAGCUCAGAGAAGUGGGCUAUCAAUGUACAUUGUUGA